Messenger RNA from Plasmodium gallinaceum, 7158 nucleotides. Its product is annotated as conserved Plasmodium protein, unknown function. The record is from RefSeq and is a predicted model, not a curated record. The coding region runs from base 1 to 7158 and encodes 2385 amino acids. The transcript has a single exon. Lineage: Eukaryota; Apicomplexa; Aconoidasida; Haemosporida; Plasmodiidae.
AUGCCUAUUCUUAAAAAAAUAUUUAGUAAUUACAAAAAGGAUGAAAAUAAAAAUGAAAAUAACGAAAAAGGGUAUCUUAAUUCAUAUGAUAAUUCAUAUGCAUUAAAAAUAAAUAAUACAAGAAUUAAAAAUAUUUCCAAAUCUAACUUUAAUUCAUUCUCUAAUUACAAUAAUUUUUCUUCAAGUAAAAUUAAGUUAAAAUUAUGUAAUGAUGAACAUGAAAUUGGAAAUUUUGAAAUGUUAGAAAAUAUUGAAAAAUAUGAUAUCAAUGAAAAAUAUAAUUGUUCUGAAAAUUUCAUGGGUAAUUGUCCUUAUUAUAUAUUUGAAAAUUUAAAAAAUAUAAAAAAAGGUAAACUUGGAAAAAAAAAAUGUUUAAUGGAAAAGAAUGAAUUAAUUAAUUCACAAAAUAAUUUUCAUAAUAAUUAUAAAAAUUGUAAAAUAAAGAAUAAAACUACAAAUGAUUGCAGUAAAAAAGAAAUAAAUUUAAAUCAUUCUUCUUAUAAUUCAUUGAAUUAUUUGAAUUAUUCUAAAUUCAUUGAUAUUUUCAAAAAAAAAAAAAAAAAUUCUCAUAAGUUAAACUUCUCACUGUUUAUUAACGAUAAUGAUGGAAAAAUAAUUGAUAACAAUUUAAUAAAAGAUUUAAGAAAAAAUAAAAUACAUAUAGCUAAGGAAAAAAGAAAAAGUAUAAACGUAAAAAAUAAAUUAAAAGAAGAUAAAGAAAAUUGCAAGAAUUUAAUUUAUCCUCCUUUUGGAAAUAACCUUCAUGAAAUAGACACUGAAAAAAUCGAUGACUCAUUAAAUACUAUAAAUACCUACAGAAGAAAUUAUUUAUAUAGAAUCAAAUAUAUAAAUGAAGAUUAUUCAAAACUUAUUAAAAGAAAGAAAAGAUUUAUAAAAAAUGGCAAUUUCUUGAGGUUUAAAAAAAAGGAAAAAAGAAAUUUCAAAAUGUAUAGAAAAAUAAUACACAAAAAUAAACCAAGUCUUAUUAAAGAAAAAAAAAAAAUAUUUAAUUUAGAAGAUAAAAAUUCUGAAAUAGAAAAUAAUAUUACAGAUAAAAGAGAAGUAGAAGAAAAAGAAAAUGUUUUCCUAAAAUCUAUGAAGGAAGAAAACUUAAAUUUAAAUGAUAUAAAUUGUACUCCUAGAGAAAAUACAAAGGAAAAAGAAAAAUAUGAUUAUAAUAUAUCAAUGAUAAAAUGUAAAAAUAAGGUAGAUUAUUCAUUAUAUUUAAAGAACAAUUCAAUCAUUGAUAAUUAUGAAAUAGAAAAUAAAAAUAAAGAAAUUAAUUAUGAAGAUUGUGGUGAUAAAGAAGAUAAUAAAAAAAUUAAUAUUCAAGUAAACUUAACUAAUGAUAAUUUUAUAUUAUCAUUUAAUUCAAAAAAUUAUGAGGAACCAUUUUUUUUACAUCCUGAUGAAAAGAUAAAAGAAUCAUCUAUUCAUGAAAAUUAUUUAAAUAAAUUAAGUUUUGAAGAUAAAAGUGAAGAUUCAACAAUUAAUAUUAAAAAGUUAAGUGAAAAUAAAAAUGUACAAUCAAAUAAUUAUGAGGAUAUAAAUUCAAAUCUAAAAAAUUUAAAUGAAGAUAAUGCAAAUGAUUCAAUUAUGGAUAAUAAAAAAAAUAAUCAAUUAAACUCAAAUGAAAAGUCUACCAGUGAUUAUAUAAUUGAUUCUUACUUAAAUAAUAAUUCUGAUAAUUUUACAACAGACAAUUAUAAAAUAUUUGAUUUUGACAAUUAUUCUAUUAGCGAAUCUUUUCAAACAUUGAUAAAAAAUUGCGAUAAUAUUCUUAAAAAUAACAUAAGAAAUAAUAUAUCAAUUGAUCUUAGUGAAUGUAAUAAUCAAAUGGAUAGUAAUUGUGAAUUAAAUAUUAGCCACACUUCAAAGGAUAACAACCAUUUAAAUGAAGUAAUUAAUAUAAAGACAAAUGAUAUUUUAAACCAAAAAAAUGAUUUGGAAGAAAUAAAUAAUUUAAAGGAAGAUAGUUUUUCAAAAGAAGAAAGUGAAUUUAUAAAAAAUCAUUGUGUAGUUCAAAGUAAUUCUUCAAAUAAAGAAUAUUGUACAAAUAAAGAGAAUGAUUUCAAAAAGAAAAACUUUCUUGAACAUUUAAAUAAUAAUAUUGAAAAUAUAAAUAAUAUAAGAACAAUUUCUUCAGAAAAAAGAAAUUUUAAUAAUAAACGAGAAGUUUUAGAAUACUCAGAUAAAUUAGAAAAUAAUACUAAUACGUUUUGCAAAGAAAAUAUCUAUUUAUUAAAAUUUAAACAGGAAUCAAAUAUACAUUUAAAUAAUGAUAUAUAUAGUAAGGAAAUUAAUUUAUAUAAAUGUUCUGUUAAUAAACAAAACAAAUAUCAUUUAAAUUUGAUAGAAAGUUGUGAAGAUUUAAAAAAUCAAAAUAUUGAUAAAUAUAAAUGCAAAAUAUUUUUUUAUAUUAAUUCAUCUUUUGGAAAGUUAGCAAUUUUAAAAUGUUUACGUAAUAUUUACAAAAAAUAUUUUAUAAAGCUAAAAAAAAAAAAAGUUAAAAAUGAAACCAUUAUUUAUUUUCGUAUUCUUACAAUUAAAAAUAAAAAUUUCAUUUUAAAGAGAACAAAAAAGAAAAUAGAAUUAAAAAAACUAAUGAAUUUUCAAAAAGAAAAAAAAGAUACCAUAUACUGCAAUAAAUUAAAAAAAGACAGGAAUUUGUUAAAUCAGAAGAAAGUAGAAAAAAGAAAAAAAAAAGGAACGAAAAAACUAAGUAGCAUCGUUAAAAAAAACGAAUAUUAUAACAAUGACAUAUAUGAAAAACUAAAUUAUAAAUUUUCCAAAAUUUUAUUACGAGAUUGUUUCACUAAACUUAAUACAUAUAAUAAAAACAAUGAAAAUAAUCCUAAUAAUAAUAUAUGUACUACAAAUAAAAUAAAAUAUAUACAUAAUAUAAAAUAUAAUAAUGUUGAUAAUAAUUUUCCAAAAAAAAAUGAUGAAAACAAUUUGGAAUGUUGUAAAACAACAGUAAGUAACUAUUGUGUAAAUAAAGAUGAUAAUAUAAAUAUUGAGUAUAAUAAUAGUAACAGUUACGAAAAAGGUAAUGAUAAUAAAAAUGAUAAAAAUAACAUUCUUAAUAAUGAAAAUAAUAGUAACAAAAACUACAGUAAAAUUUUUAACGUUGUAUCAAAAUUUCCUAAUAAAAAUGAGAAUAUAAAAAAAGAAAGUUUUCAACAAAAAAAGAACAAAAAUGAAAAAAGUUAUAAUUCUGAAUAUAUUAGAAUGGAAAAUCUAAUAAAUAAUAUUGUAAACUUAAAUAAAGAAAAUAAAAAAUCCAAUAAAUUUAUGCUUGUAAGUAACAAGGAUAAAUAUAAAGUAUCCCAGAAUACACACAAUUUCAAAAAAGUAAAUAAUAUUAGUAAAAAUGAAAAUAUAAAAACAUCAUAUAGUAAUGAUGAUAAUAAAAUUGUAUGCCUAAAGAAUAACAUUCAUAAAAAUAAAAAUGAUAAAAUAAAUGUUGAAGGAAUAAAGAAAUUAGUAGAAAAAGUAAAGCUAAAAAAAAACAAAGAAAAUGCUUAUAUUUAUCUAUAUGGUUAUAAAAAUUUAAAAUUUGGUGAAUUUGUCAUAGAACUUCAAGCAUUAGAGGAAAAUUGUAAAUUUUUUAGAAAACUAAAUUUAAGUGAAAAAAAAAAAUUAACAAUAAAAAAAGAAGAUAUAAUAAAAAAUUAUUACAACAGUUUAUGCAUAAAUGAAAAAAAUGAAAAAAUUUAUAAAAUUAUUAAUGACUCUUUUAACAUAGAGAAUUUUUUAACCUUUUUUACUCUUAUUAAAAUUAAAAAUAAAGUUAAUACAUUUUUGAAUGAAAUUAAUUGCUUAAUACUAGGAAUAAAUAAUUUAAUUAUCUAUAUUGAUAAAAAGUUAUUAGAAAUACUAAAUAUUAUGUCUAAUUUUGAAUCUAUUAAAAAUAGGAAAAAUUCUUCAAAAUUUAUAAUAAUAAAAAAAUUUAUGAAUUUCUUUUUAAAUAUAACAAACAUAUAUAAAGAUAUAUGUACUAAGGUAAAAUCACAGGGUUCUAUUUUUUCAUUUAUUAAGUUCAAUUAUGAAAUAAUUAACAAUUAUCUGCUUUUUCUCAAUAAAUUUUCAAACUAUAUAUCAUAUAAUACCAAAGAAAUACAAGAUUAUUAUAAUCAAAUAAAAGAUAUAAACAGAAAUAUAAAGGGAGUAUACUUAAGCAACGAACAAAAAAAUUUUUUUCAAAAUAUUUAUAACAAGCUGGCAGAUCACUUAAAAAAUAGUUAUGAAAAAAUGUUAAUUUUUAAAAAAAUUUUAGAUAUAUAUUUAAUAGAGUUGAAAAAUAUUAAAAAGUAUCAAAAAGAAUAUACUUUUAAUAAAGUAAAUAUUUUAAUUAGCUCAAAAUGUCCAUAUGAUCUUUUAAUUUUCUCCAUAAUAAUUCAAUGUAAAAAUUUAUGUGAAAUAAGCAUAAGAAAUAUAUGUAACACUUUUGAUUUUAGUAAUUUCCGAAAAGAAAAAAAUUUUUACUUUCUUUUUUUAAAUAAAAAAAUAAAAACUAACUUUUUAAAGAAAAUUAAAAAAAUAGUUAGAAAUGACGUAUAUAUUGAGUUGAAAAAAAUUCUUUUUUAUAAAGAGCUUAAUAGACUUAUGAAUAAUUCUUUAAAUAUAAAAACUGAAGAAAAAAGUAAAUUAAACAAAAAUUAUGAGAAUAAUUCUGAUAACAAAUUUUUUAACAAUUGUUUAAUUGGUAGUUUUAAAGAUAAUCAAACAAAUUUAGAAAACAAAAAUGAAUUAAUCAAAGUUCAAAUGGAAAAUAAAAUGAAAAAAUUUAAAUGUAAAAUAAAAGAGAAAAUUGAAAAAAAUACUAGUUUUUUAUCUAAUGUUACAACUAAUAAUUUAUAUAUGUGUUCAUCAUUGAGUAAUUAUGAAAAUAUAAAAUAUUUUGAAGGUGUUGAUCAAAUUUUAAAAACUAACAAUACAUUAUCAUUAGUGAAAAAUAUUAGAAAAUCUUUGAAUAUAAAUAGUUAUUCUAGGUUUAAUUAUUCUUCAGAUGAGAAAGAAAAACUUACAGAAGAAAAAAAAGAUGUGAAUUCAUCAUCCUUUAUGAAAAAUAAAAAUAUAAACUUUAAAUGUGAUGCAUCAAAAAAUUUCAUUAUGUUAACUUCACCAAAAAGAAAGGAAUUUUUUAAAAAUAAAAUAAAUAGUCUGAAAAACGUUUUUAAAAAUUAUGAAUUAGAAGCUCAUUCAGAAAUGAAAAAUAAAAACAAAAAAAAAAAUAAUAUAAAAAAAAUAGUUUUUAGGAAAGACGUAAAUGAAAAUAAUGAAAAAUUAUGUAACUCAUCUGUUUAUAACUUAAAAGAAAAUGUUUUAAAAAAAAAUGAAUACAUAAAUCAAAUAAAUCUAAAAAAAAAAAAUUCUAGUGAAUUAUUACAGGAUUCUAAAAUCAAUAAAAAUAAUUUUGUAUUUUUUGGAGAACAUAAAAGUGACAACUGUUUAAAUAAUGAUAAUGUAAAACUAAAAUUAGAAAAAAAUAAUUGUGAAGGAAAAAAACAGAAAAUUAUCGAAAACAUUGAAAAUAUAAAAGAAAUUGAAAAAAAAUACAAAAGAUUAAAAGAAAUAGAAAAAAAAGAAAAACUUAAAAAGAAAUUACAUGAACUAAAAUUAAAAAAAAUAACAAAAAACAAUAAUAUAAAGAUAUUAAAAAAUAAAGCCUUAAAAACAAAAAAGGAACUAUAUACUUCUUUAGUUAAAAAAGAUAUCAACGGAUUUAACACUGUAAUAAAAUUUAAAAUAAAUAAUGAUGGACAUUAUGAAUCAAAAAAUAAGAAAAACCAAAGAACUUUUCUUAAAAAUCAAACGAAAAAUGAUUUCAAAAGCGAGUCUUAUUUAGUGAAUAAAACAAAACUGGAAAACAUUUUUGAUAAAGAUAGUAGUAAUAAUUCAUAUAAAAAUCUUGAUAACAUAGAUUUAAAUUUUAAGAACAUAAACGAAUUAAAUACACUUAAUAACAAUUAUUAUGACAGACCUACAUAUGUAAAUAUGUUUAAAUCUGAUGUUUUCUGUAAAAGAGUAUUAAAUGAUUCAAAUCAAAAUGACAUCCAUAAUAACUAUUUUAAUAAUGUAAAAGAAAAAUCAUUUAAGAAUGAAUAUGAAGAAAUAGACAAGCUAAAUAUUUUUGACAAAAUCAUUAUAAAAAAAAAAAAUAAAAAUUUAGAAAAAGAUGAUAUUAAUAUUUUAGAUAAUAAUACCAUUCAGGAUGUAAAAAAAAAUGAAGAAAAUGUAAAGAAUAUAUAUAAUAUGAAUUUCUAUAAAAAAAUAUUUCAGUCGAAAGAUUUUGAUAAAUCUAUUAAUUCAAGAAUAAAUCUUUUUAAUGAAAACAACAAUACAUCAAUAUUUGGAGAAUCAAAAAAUGUUUUAUCAUCACGGAAAAUUAUUAAAUAUAAGUUGUCUGAUUAUUCUGAGCAUCUUAAAAAUAUUCAAAAUAAUAAAUUUUUAAGUAACAAAGAAUAUACUGAUUAUGCACAUAACCUGAAAAGUGAUAAAGAUAUUAAAAAUAUGACAAAACUAGAAUUAGAAAAUUACAAAAAAUUAAAUGAUUUUAAUUACCUAAAUAAUAAAACACCUCAAGAUAUGAAAAUAUCAAAAAAAAAUUGCGAAUUAAAAAAUAUUAAUGAACAUCAAGAAAAAAAAACAAUUCAGAAUUACUUUAAAAUAGAAAAUAAAAUUAUACCAAAUACGGAGGAUAUAACAAAAGAAAAUAAGAAAAUUAAAAAUUGUGAUAAUUUCUCUAAAGAAAAACCAAAUUGCAAAUUAGAUAAAAAAUUCAUAAUAAAUAUAAAUUUAUCGAAAAAUGAAAAUAGAAUAAGUAAAGAAAAUACAAGAUUAAUAAAUUUUCAAAAAGAUAGAAACUCAAGUAUUAGAAAAAACUUUUUAGCAAAGAAUGUUUUUACUUUCAGUAAAUACAAAACAAAUGAAUCUAUAGAAAGAAGACAAAAAAUUGAUAAAUAUACUAAAGAACUUAGAAAUUUAGCUUCAGAAAAAAAAGUUGAUAGGCCAAUUAAAAAUAUUAAAAAUAUAAGAAGUAAAAUUAAAAAAAAAUAUAUUAUAGAAGAAUUAGAAAAGAAAAAAAAUAAUAACAUUAAAAAUAAGGAAAUAUACAUAGAUGGAUAUGUUUUUUUAAGCAAAAAAAAAUCUUAA